Messenger RNA from Anarrhichthys ocellatus (wolf-eel), 2123 nucleotides. RefSeq names its product receptor-interacting serine/threonine-protein kinase 3-like. The record is from RefSeq and is a predicted model, not a curated record. The transcript is spliced from 11 exons. Lineage: Eukaryota; Metazoa; Chordata; Actinopteri; Perciformes; Anarhichadidae. Gene Ontology annotation, molecular function: JUN kinase kinase kinase activity; ATP binding. Bases 118 to 1470 code for a protein of 450 amino acids. Gene Ontology annotation, biological process: protein phosphorylation.
CUCAUAUCUGUUUUGACACAGCUUUGGUAUGAACUAACUCUUGAAUCUUUAUGUGGACAACAGUUGAGGAGAUACAUGAUUUGAGGUUGCAGUUGUUCUACCUGAAUCCAGCAGGAGAUGGAGCCGCUGAGCCGCAAGACUGAACCAGUUGGUGACGAAACCUUGGAGAAAUGGAAGCUAGUUGGAUCUGGGGGAUUUGGUCAUGUCUACAAGGCCAGGCACAAGGACUGGUGCUUUGAUGUGGCCAUUAAGAUACUUCAUGAUGGCGUUGGCAUGUCACUGUCCAAAGAGGCUUAUCACAUGGAUAAGGGUUCCUGUAAGUUUGUGGUGGGACUUCAUGGAACCUAUCAUGGACGUCCGCCUGGAGUAACAUCCCCGCAACAGGGACUAGUGAUGGAGUUCAUAGGCAGAGGAUCUGUUCAGUCCCUGUUGGAGCACCUCUCUGGCCCUCCACAAUGGCCCCUGGUCUGCCGCUUGGCCCAUCAAGUGGCUUUAGGCAUGAACUUCCUCCAUUCACAGAAAAUUAUGCACCACGACCUAAAGCCAAGUAAUGUACUGCUGAAUGACGAUCUCAACGCCAUGCUAGCAGACUUUGGUCUGUCCAGAGUUUCCACCAGUGCUUUGAACAGCAACAGAGAAAAAAGCGUCAUGAUCGGAGGUUCAUACAAGUACAUGCCUCCUGAGGCUUUUGAAGUAUCAUAUGAACCCGUCCGCGCUUUUGACAUAUACAGCUAUGGUAUCCUGCUCUGGUCCAUUAUCACUGGUAAAGAGCCUUAUCCUAGUUCAUUUGCUGAUUACGAUCAUGUGAAACUGAAGAUCCCUGAAGGAGACAGACCUUGCUGUAAGCAAAUUGACCUGAUGAGGGAAAGGGAAGGGUUGAAAGAACUGGUGGACCUCAUGAAGAGGUGCUGGGAUGGCAGUCCCUCCAAGAGGCCUCCCUUUAAAGGUUGCCUUGAAGUCACUGAGAAUGUGUUUUCAAAGCACGAGAACGGAAUUCGUGAUGUGGUCGGUCAAGUCUUGGCACGACUGAACUCACCAACCAGUAAUCAAUCAAACACAAGUGUGGCUUCCAGUGUUCCUCUCCAGACACCAGGUGGAUUGUUCAAUAAACAGUCAAUGCCAAAUGAUACUGUGGACAAUGGCCCAUUCGCAAAAACUGAAAGGUCUUCAUCACAGGAUUGUGCCAGAAUUUCUCGAAGAAUGAGUAGUAGAGACAAAGCAAAGUUUGUCGACGACAACAGGGCAACGUUGAUUCAAGACGCUACCAUGGUAAUGACAAUAAUAGAGGAGCUUGGAGACAUGGUCCACCCUGAAGUCUACUCAUUGAUUGAUUCUAAAGCAACAACCCAGAAACAAAUGAGAGAGCUUUAUCAAACGGCAUUACGUUCAGGAGGAGAAAAGGUCAAAGCAGCCUUCUACGACGCCCUCAACAAACAUCAACGCGACCUAGUGUUGAGACUCGGUGGCUAAUUCAAAAGAAACGGUGGCCUUGCUGAAUUUUCUGCAGGUGUCAAAGACUUUCCCUGCCUCUCCUCCUACACUUUCAUCUUUUGUGAAAAAAUCUUUCUUUAUUCAUUUGCAUGUAUAUCAUUUUCUGAGAUUUUGAGAUUCUACAUUUUACUUGUUAUACAACAAGUCAUGGAUAAAUGAUGAUGCUAGUUUAUUGUACUAGGUGAUCAAUGAUCUGGUUUCUCCCCUGUUGAAAGAGUUCAUAUCACAGAUAAGAGAAGCAAGGACGACCAACAGAGGCGACUGUGCGAUACAGCAUAUAUCUACUGAGGUUGGUAGAUCAGCCUUCUCUAUUUGAGAAAAAGACUUUUGUAGCUCAGUACCAAGUUAUAUAACAGAGUGCUGCAGCUUUCCUAAUUUUAAAUUCAAGAUGAAAUCAUGGCUAAAAGCAACCCAAUCGUGUACUCAUCACGCAUAAACGCGAUGAGUCAAAUCUUGUUGUUAUUGUUUUAGUGGAUAUUAACUAUCUUGUAACUGUCUUUUUUAUCCUGUGUUCAUUUUCAACAGAGAUGUUAUUUUCUGUUUCCUGCCCAGAGUCUACUGCUGUAAAUUAGCUUAAAGCUAACUCUGGUACAGCUAAGAAGCUGUGCACUGACCCUGUCAAAUAAGAAUAU